This is a messenger RNA of Auanema sp. JU1783, 534 nucleotides long. NCBI's taxonomy places the organism in Eukaryota, Metazoa, Nematoda, Chromadorea, Rhabditida, Rhabditidae. The record is from the annotation of a GenBank genome assembly.
AUGACAGCUCUGCUGGUUCAGCUAGGGCUUUUUGCUAUCGUAGCAUCAGCAGCACAGGUAGCUGCCCAAUGUUGCGUUUCCGGGCAGAACUCGGACUUCUGUACCGUUUUCCAGAUGUUGUCAACCAUGGAACAAGCAGAGGUUAUGAGCAUCUUGGGAGAGAACUGUGACGGAGAUGCAGAUGAAGCGUUGAAAACUCUUGAAAAAAGAAAACCCAACUUCAUGAGAUACGGUCGUUCAUCUAAUGGAAUUCAGUUCGGAAAGAAAGGGUCUGAUCCCAAUUUCUUAAGAUUUGGUCGUUCUCAACCAAAUUUUUUGCGAUUCGGUAAAGCAGCAGUUGGAGACCCAAACUUCUUGCGCUUCGGCCGAAGUGAUCCUAACUUCCUUCGAUUCGGAAAAGCUGCUGCAGAUCCAAACUUUUUAAGGUUCGGAAAGCGUUCUGCUGAUCCAAACUUCCUACGAUUCGGAAGAGCCAUGGCUGAAGGAUUCGAUCGUGAAUUGAGAAAGCCAAACUUUUUGCGAUUUGGAAAGUAA